This is a messenger RNA of Trichechus manatus latirostris (Florida manatee), 2463 nucleotides long. It is a transcript of the gene HGS, whose product is annotated as hepatocyte growth factor-regulated tyrosine kinase substrate. Gene Ontology annotation, molecular function: phosphatidylinositol binding; ubiquitin binding; metal ion binding. NCBI's taxonomy places the organism in Eukaryota, Metazoa, Chordata, Mammalia, Sirenia, Trichechidae. The transcript has 22 exons. The record is from RefSeq and is a predicted model, not a curated record. Gene Ontology annotation, cellular component: early endosome. Bases 1 to 2463 code for a protein of 820 amino acids. Gene Ontology annotation, biological process: receptor internalization; endocytic recycling.
AUGGGGCGCGGCAGCGGCACCUUUGAGCGUCUCCUAGGGCCCUACCGCCGCCAGCCCUGUCCCCCGGGCCCGGCCGAGGACCGGGAGGGGUCGCGGUCCUUCCAGGAGGCGAGCGAGAGGCGGGUCCGGAGCCCGCAGCCACGGCCCCGGGUCCCGGGCCCCGAGCGCGGCUCGAUUCUUCCCGCGCGGCCCGUUCCUGUACCAUUUCAGGGUUCUCAGCGGCAUGGCGGCCGACGCCAGCAGAAAUAUGGAGCAAAGUAUGCUGUGAACGCUAUUAAGAAAAAAGUCAACGACAAGAAUCCCCACGUGGCUCUGUACGCCCUCGAGGUCAUGGAGUCGGUGGUAAAGAACUGUGGCCAGACGGUCCAUGACGAGGUGGCCAACAAGCAGACCAUGGAGGAGUUGAAGGAGCUGCUGAAGAGGCAGGUGGAAGUCAAUGUGCGGAACAAGAUCCUAUAUCUGAUCCAGGCCUGGGCUCAUGCCUUCAGGAAUGAGCCCAAGUACAAGGUGGUGCAGGACACCUAUCAAAUCAUGAAGGUGGAGGGACACGUCUUCCCGGAGUUCAAGGAGAGCGACGCCAUGUUUGCUGCGGAGCGGGCUCCAGACUGGGUGGACGCUGAGGAGUGCCACCGGUGCCGCGUGCAGUUCAGCGUGAUGACGCGCAAGCAUCACUGCCGGGCGUGUGGGCAGAUCUUCUGUGGCAAGUGCUCCUCCAAGUACUCCACAAUCCCCAAGUUCGGCAUCGAGAAGGAGGUGCGCGUGUGUGAACCUUGCUACGAGCAGCUGAACAAGAAAGCAGAGGGAAAAGCCGCCUCCACCACUGAGCUGCCGCCCGAGUACCUGACCAGCCCCCUGUCGCAGCAGUCCCAGCUGCCCCCCAAGAGGGAUGAGACGGCGCUGCAGGAGGAGGAGGAGCUGCAGCUGGCCCUGGCUCUGUCGCAGUCAGAGGCCGAGGAGAAGGAGCGCAUGAGACAGAAGUCGACGUACACCACAUACCCCAAGGCGGAGCCUGCUCCUGUGGCCUCGUCCGCGCCCCCCGCCAGCAGCCUGUACUCCUCGCCUGUGAACUCAUCAGCACCUCUGGCAGAGGACAUGGACCCUGAGCUCGCUCGGUAUCUCAACCGUAACUACUGGGAGAAGAAGCAGGAGGAUGCACGCAGGAGCCCCACACCCUCGGCACCCGUGCCCCUGGCCGAGCCGGCCGCCCUGCCCAGGGAGGGGCACGUGGCCCUGGUGAGCACAGUGGAGACGCCCCUCCCGGAGUCUGACUCUCAGCCCAUAGCGCCUCCUGGUGGCCACUUCAGUGAGCAGCAGUACCAGAACGGGGAUUCGGAGGAGAGCCACGAGCAGUUCCUGAAGGGCCUGCAGAACGCUGUCACCACCUUCGUCAACCGUAUGAAGAGCAACCACGUGCGAGGCCGCAGCAUCACCAACGACUCGGCCGUGCUCUCGCUCUUCCAGGCCAUCAACAGCAUGCACCCACAGCUGCUCGAGCUGCUCAACCAGCUGGACGAGCGCCGGUUGUACUACGAGGGGCUGCAGGACAAGCUGGCUCAGAUUCGCGAUGCCCGGGGAGCACUCAGUGCCCUGCGUGAGGAGCACCGGGAGAAGCUGCGCAGGGCAGCCGAGGAGGCCGAGCGCCAGCGCCAGAUCCAGCUGGCCCAGAAGCUGGAGAUCAUGCGGCAGAAAAAACAGGAGUACCUGGAGGUGCAGCGGCAGCUGGCCAUCCAGCGCCUGCAGGAGCAGGAGAAGGAGCGGCAGCUGCGCCUGGAGCAGCAGAAGCAGACAGUGCAGAUGCGUGCCCAGAUGCCGGCCUUCCCGCUGCCCUACGCCCAGCUACAGGCCAUGCCCACGGCUGGGGGUGUGAUGUACCAGCCCUCAGGCCCCACCAGCUUCCCAGGCACCUUCAGCCCGGCGGGUUCGGUGGAAGGCUCCCCCAUGCACACAGUGUACAUGAACCAGCCCACUCAGGCCAGCGGCCCCUACCCCAGCAUGCCUGUGACAGGAGCAGAUCCCAGCAUGGUGAGCACCUACAUGUACCCGGCUGGGGCCACAGGUGGGCAGGCGGCGCCCCCAGGCCAGGCUGGGCCCACCACCAGCCCAGCCUACUCAUCUUACCAGCCCACCCCCACACAGGGCUACCAGAGUGUCGCCUCCCAGGCCCCACAGAGCCUCCCGAGCCUGCCCCAGCCGCUGCAGACCGGGACCAUGGGCUACAUGGGGAGCCAGUCGGUCUCCGUGGGGUACCAGCCCUACAGCAUGCAGAACCUCAUGACCACCCUCCCCAGCCAGGACGUGCCUCUGCCCGCCCAGCAGCCGUACCUCGCGGGGCAGCAGCCCAUGUACCAGCAGAUGGCACCCACCGGGGGCCCCCCACAGCAGCCACCGCCCGUGGCCCAGCAGCCGCCUGUGCAGGGCCCUCCAGUGCCGGGCAGCGAGCCCCAGCUCAUCUCCUUCGACUGA